This is a messenger RNA of Ambispora leptoticha, 216 nucleotides long. The record is from the annotation of a GenBank genome assembly. NCBI's taxonomy places the organism in Eukaryota, Fungi, Glomeromycota, Glomeromycetes, Archaeosporales, Ambisporaceae.
ACAAAUCUGUCCCGCACUUAUAAAGAAAAUUUAUCUUCUGAUUUUAGUCUUUCUCCAAAAAUAGAACUCGAUGUAUCAGAAAACAAGGACGGUAUGGCGGAAACUCAGGUAAAGAUAUCAAACAAAACCCGCCUUUAUCAAUAUGCCAUCGAACAUAAAAUGGAUCCUGAAGAAUUUUCGAUUAUUACUGAGGCUGAGAAAAAUAGAUCGGGAUAG